AUGUCCACUUCACUAUUGCAGAGAGAGCCUGAAACAGCAGAAGAUGUAUAUGAAUGUACUUCUGAAGAUCCUGAGAUAGAACAUUCCAAUGUUGAACCUGAUAUAGAAACUGAUAAAGAAAAGGUGUUAGUUGAUUAUCCUGCCAAAGAAAAGAGAAAAAUAAAAUUACCUCAACGUUUUCAAGUUUAUGAAAUUCAUUUUACACAAAUAAAUAUUUCAAAUAGUUAUGAAGAAGCAAUGUUAAGUAGUGACAGAAAACAGUGGGAGCUUUCUAUUAAAGAAGAAUUAGAAGCUCUUGAAAGAAAUAAAACUUGGGAUAUUUCUGAAUUACCAAAUGGGAAGCAAGCAAUAAAAUCAAAGUGGGUUUUUUAA
Molecule: messenger RNA, 372 nt
Organism: Arctia plantaginis
Lineage: Eukaryota; Metazoa; Arthropoda; Insecta; Lepidoptera; Erebidae
Source: the annotation of a GenBank genome assembly